AUGACAACAUUUUUGAUUGACAAAUUGCUUUUAAUGGAUCAAUAUACAAAUUAUCUCUUUGAAUUCUCAGAACAAUCAACCCUUGAAAGUAAUUUAUUUCCAUUGUUCAAUGGUGAAAUAAACAUUGAUUAUGGUGACAAUAAUAAAUUAAAUUUAUAUAGUGACUAUCAAUACCCAACUCUAAUAUCAUUGGAUCAACCUUUUGAAUUCAACAGCAAUUUGAUUGACAAUUCAAAAAACACAAAUUCAACCACUUUUUUAAAUAAUAUAAACAAUAAUCAUUUAUUAAAUAAUAAUGAAAUUUCUUCUAUUAGAAAAAAUACUGUUUCAUUAAGAUUCAAACAUUUCUUACAAAAACAAAAGAAACUAUGCGCAAAAAAACAGAUUGAUCCUGCGAUUUUAAGUAAGAAAUUUUCCAAAUAUGUAAAUAGAAAGUAUACUGGUUUUAUCUAUAGUGAUGAAGGAAGGAGACAAAAGUUAAAGACUAAAGUUUUCAAAAAAGUAUUCUCAAAACCAACCAUCUGGCUAUACAGAUUAUGUAAAGCAAAAUCAAGAACAAUUGAGAAACAAUAUAAAGUAAAAAAACAAUUUCUAUUAGAGAUUCUUGAAGAGCUAUUAGAUGAACCACUGUGCAUUCCAAAGAAAAUACAAAAUCCACAACCAUUAUAUAAAGAUUAA
Heterostelium album PN500 is the source of this 678-nucleotide messenger RNA. RefSeq lists its product as uncharacterized. The transcript has 2 exons. The coding region runs from base 1 to 678 and encodes 225 amino acids. NCBI's taxonomy places the organism in Eukaryota, Evosea, Eumycetozoa, Acytosteliales, Acytosteliaceae. The record is from RefSeq and is a predicted model, not a curated record.